AUGCGGAGAGAGUUGGCGGCCAAGACAGCAUACUGCGCCGGACUGGAGCACAAGUUGGCGGCCGCGCUGGUGGUGUGUGAGGAGAAGGCAGGUAAGGACAAGGUCAAGUCACUGCUGGCAGCCGAGCUGAAGGACUCUGUGGCGCGCAUGGCCGCCUUUGAAGAGGCUCUCGAGGGCAUGAGGGCAGAGUACGAGGCGCUGUAUGUGGCCAAGGGCGCCGAGGCCGCCCGGAGGAUGCUGGCCGAGGCGCGCGUGGCCGAGCUGGAGGCCCAGCUGGCGGCACUCCGGCUGACGUUGUCGCCUGAUCCGCUGCGAACCAUGCGUGCCACUGGUCCGGAGACGCUCUCCGACUCGGACGGAGUGACGCCGACCUCGCCGUCGUUCCCGCGCCCGUCGGAAGCGCCUGUGGCUAGUCCUGACCCGCCGCCGCGCGCGAAUGCGCAGCCAGAGCCGGACUCUGUCCUGCUCUCAGACUCGAUUACCAUCUCGGACGUCACCCUGUCAUCGUCGGACGAUGCCGAGCUGGUGGCAAUCGCCCAGCAGAGAGCCGAGUCCCUGACGCCGUCAAUCUCGCUCUCAGUCUCGCUCUCGUCAGAGUCGGAUGCUGAGCCUGGGCCGGUGCAAGUGCCAGAGCCGCGCCCGAGCAAGUCACAGCGUCGUCAGCGGCGCAAGCGUCCGCUGCCUGUAGCCCCGGUUGCGGCAUCUGCUCCGGCUGUGGAGAGCCAGGAGCGCCCGGCGCCAUCGCGCAGACGACGCAAGAAGAAGCGAGCAUCCGAGGCCGAGGUGCCCGCUAAGCAGCGAGACCGCCGGCGGAAGAAGAAGCGAACGCGAUCGUAG
This is a messenger RNA of Thecamonas trahens ATCC 50062, 837 nucleotides long. RefSeq lists its product as uncharacterized. The transcript has a single exon. NCBI's taxonomy places the organism in Eukaryota, Apusomonadida, Apusomonadidae. The coding region runs from base 1 to 837 and encodes 278 amino acids. The record is from RefSeq and is a predicted model, not a curated record.